UAGAUACUGUUCACUAUAUACCAUAAUGGAUAGCCUAGCAGCUUAUAUUAUAGUGCGCGUUUACCAACUAUUUUCAGUAACACUAACAUAGCUGUGUUUACCAUUACCAGUUUAUAUCCCUAUAAUGAACUCUUCAGGUCAUUGGGAUCAUACGGAUUAUUCCGGUGAUAACCGAAUAGAUACUGCACAAGAACAUGACUUUUAUAAUUCAUCAUCAGUUAAUGCAUUAGCUACUUCCCUGCAUGCUGAAAUUGAUGAAAGUAAUAAUAAUGAUAGUGAUUUAUUACUGGCAGAUGAAAUAAGAACUAAUACAUUUAAUAGUAAUCAAAUAGAUAUAGAUGAACAAGAAGUUGUUUCUGCUCCAUCAGAACAAUUAAAUUUAGAACAAGCUCAAAGAGUUUAUUAUGUAAAAGGUUUAGAAGAAUUAGAAUCUUUACAAUUACUUGAUUUAUCUCCAUUAGCCAAUUGGAAAUUAUCAUCUUAUAAACAAGGAUUUGGAUUAACUCAAUUAAGAGAUGAUUCACCUGAUACUUAUUGGCAAUCAGAUGGUAGUAAUGGUAAUAAUGCUACUAAUGCUAUAUUAAAUAAUCAAUUAUGUAAUCCUCAUUCAAUUACUAUACAAUUUUCUAAAAAAGUAUCACUUGAAAGAAUAUCAAUAUUUACAAAUUAUUCAAUUGAUGAAAGUUAUACACCAUCUCGUAUAAAAAUUAUGGCAGGAAGUUCUGAUGGUUGGGAUUUAGGUGAAGUUUGUACUGUAAGUUUUACAAAACCAAUUGGUUGGUCUCAUAUAAUAUUUAAUGGUAUAAGAAAUGAUGGAGUUUUAAAAUGUUUUAUGGUAAAGAUAAUUAUACUUGCAAAUCAUCAAGAUGGUAAAGAUUCACAUAUUCGAGCCAUUAGAUGUUUUGGUAAAAAGAAACUUAAUUCAAUUAAUUUACCUCCAACUUUUAAUAUUGAACGUAGUUCAUUAAGUGUAAAUAGUGAUAUUUUAAAAGAUUUAAGUUUAGCAAGUGCCAUUAGUAGUGCUUCUGGAUUUCUGUUAAAUCAUCGGCAAUUAAAAAUUGGAUCAUCAUCAAUUAAUCAUAUUGAUCUGUCUUAUAAUGAAGAAGAUGGACAAAUGGAUGAAUCUGAUGCUGAUCGAGAAAGUUCAAAAGUAUUAAAUAAUGUUGCUGAUGUAAUUGGGUUUAAUUCAGGGUUUCAAAGUUUAGAUUUAACAAGUAUUUCAUCAAUUCGUUGAUAAAUAAUAAUAAUAUUGUUAUUUCUAUUA
Messenger RNA from Scheffersomyces amazonensis, 1264 nucleotides. Its product is annotated as anaphase promoting complex subunit. Lineage: Eukaryota; Fungi; Ascomycota; Pichiomycetes; Serinales; Debaryomycetaceae. Gene Ontology annotation, cellular component: anaphase-promoting complex. Gene Ontology annotation, biological process: anaphase-promoting complex-dependent catabolic process; protein K11-linked ubiquitination. The record is from RefSeq and is a predicted model, not a curated record. The transcript has a single exon. Bases 125 to 1234 code for a protein of 369 amino acids.